AUGUCUACUUCACCGUUGGCGCAACGAUAUGCGCGAAUGGACAACUAUAGUCCGCGAGUUGCUCGAUCAACCAGCGUUUCUAGUGAUAGACCUUCGACGGCUAGCACCUAUGCCGGUUUACUCUCUCCGCCCCUUUCAAUCUCACCAGAACCAGUCUUCAUUGCUUCUUCGGCCGCUUCACAAAUCGUUACGAACGACCACGAUAGCAGAGAGGAUGCUUGGCUUGAUCAGCAUGGGAUUGAGCCCUCGGGAGAGACGGCAUUGGUAUCCCCUGCUGCUCUGAAACUUGUCAAUAAGUUUCUUGAUCAGCUUGUGUUCAAUUUCCUCUCAGUCUCGAAAUCAACGUCAUUGGUGUCAUUGCGCCCAGCUGUCACCGAGGUACUGAAGGCAAAGCUUGCGAGAGAUGCAGUCAGCGGAGCGGACGAUGAGCUUCGAGAAUACCUGGGUGGAAGCGAAGAUGAUGAAUUAUUGUCGUCGGAGAGGGAAGACCAAUCGGAGCGAGGUUGGGACCUCGAGCUGGUGUGGAAACGCACGAGAUUGAGAUGUAUGGUUUAUUCAUCAUUAGGGGAUAUGGAAGAAGAGGAUGAGGAUCGCUACACAGCUCAAGAGCAUCUCAAUGGCUUUUUAGAAUCUGGGGACCGCGAAAACGAUUCCGGAAUCGUUUCUCCGGCGGUUGCCAUCUUCCUAACGUCCAUCCUGGAGUUCAUGGGCGAACAGAUAUUAAAUGUGGGAGGACAAGCAGCAUAUAAUCGACUCCGCUUGAAGUAUGAGAAGGAGGGGCGAGAUGGCAUAAUCAGACAAAUUGAUAUUGCAGAACGUGUAGUUGUAGAGGAGGCUGAUAUGGAGCGAGUCGCAUUGGAUCGAACAUUGGGAAAACUUUGGAGAGGUUGGAAGAAGCGAGUCCGCUCACCAACAAACCCAAUCUCAGUGGGUCGCUCGCAUUCUAGAGAAAAAUCUGAUCUUCCAGCACAAUCUAUUCUGGCACUAAUCCAAGUGGCCAACAUUUCUCCUAGCGACAACGAGCAGCCACAAAAGUCACUGUUGGGAAAGUUGACCGAACACAAACAAGCUGCCGUUAUCCCUUUGCCAAUGUCUGUGGAUGAUAUCAGAGAAAUCGAAGUACCAGGACUAGCCCCACAAAGCGAUGAUGAAGAUGAUGAGGCCGCUUCGAAGACGGAAGAGCUUCCUGUAACUCGGCGACCAAAAAGUAUGGUGGUUUUUACGAAUGUAUCGCAUGAUUUACCUACGCCUAAUUCUUCGCAACCACCAACUCCCAUCUUCUCGGCUUCUCCAUCAAAAUCUAGAAAACGUGCCAACUCAUUACCACCUCCUAACCCAUCUACAAUAACGUCACUUUUUUCCCGAGGUUCAAAGGAAGCAAUCUCAAGCCAGGGGGGUUUUGUCAGCCCGACCCAAAGCGGUGUCUCGAUUUUGAAUGGCACCAUGACACCCGCAGAAUCGGAAAAAGAUUCAGGGGAAGAAAUUGAGGAAGCUUCAAAUAAAGCAAGGAGUGCUGUACCCGAGUCGAAACACGAGCCCGCCGAUGGUCCCAUUGAUUUAGAUGACACGAGUAAGGAUAUCGAUUCCGAUUUUGAAUUUGUUGAAGAAGAACCGCAAAUCAUGACUUCCUCACGUAUCUCUUUUGGUGGCCGAAUUUCUCCUGACGACAAAGAUUUGUCUUCACACUCAAGCCUACACUCUAGUGUUCGAUCGCCAAGCAUUCAUUCAUUGCGCCUCAUCGAUGUUAAUACAGCAAAGAGUCCUACAACAAGGUCACACCAGAGCUCCUUUGACGCAUCGGAUUACUUUGCUGGGCGAGGUGUCUCGAAAUCUCGACCGAAUAGUAUACAUUCACCGAUAACCUCAGAAUUGUCGUCUCGAGGAACAAGCCCUCACAUCAGAAGCUCGAAUAGUUCUCCAUUAGCUCGGACUGGCUCCAACUUAAGCUCAAUGCCUAUCAAGACAACCACCGACUCGAUAUCCGAAGUGGACGAGGGAGAGGUAGCCUGCGAUGAGUCUCCUUUGACUGCUGUACCAUCGGAGCUUGCAGCUGCGAUGCAAGGAGUUGAUGUGGACCCCAGUCCUACGUCUCAAAAUUACCCUAUGUUCAAAGCUGCCGCUCCUAGAUCAGCGCCAUUUGUACUCGCUGCCCCUCCUACCCCACAGAAUUACCGAGAAAACUUGAAAGAACUGGCCAAACAGCAAGCUAACAAGGGUCAGUCAUCAGGCGGUAUCUCAAUUUCCAAGGUUCGAGGAGAUGAGCAACAUGUUCAAAUGACACCUCAGGCUGUAAAGUCUUCAAUUGAGCCACCCCCAAAAUCCGCGGCUCGUACAAUCGGCAAUCCUGUGAACGAAAUCCUGACGAUGCUACCCAUCCUGAAAGAGAGCGGCUCCCCGGAAAUGUUCAAGAAAAUGCCCCGUUCAUCUUCUGUGCGCCACAAUUCACCUCCACGCUCUGUAACCGAGGAAGCAUCACGUCAUGCUAUACUUGAAACUAAGCCCAAAGCUCAUCGCCCAUCUUACACAUCUAACUCUAGCUCAUCUUCUGUCCCUCGUGUCAAACAGCGACGAGUAUCCGCAGAGAGCGGCGUUUCGGCGAUGAGUAGUGUAGGAGACACCAUAUCAUUCGAAGAAUUAAUUCGAGGAGGCGAGACUAUUCAAUACACAUUAACACCGCAGAAUAUGCGGGCUAUUGAAAGCCCGGACUCUCCAUUGAGUUCAACGACCAUCCCUGUCCCUAGACCUGCUACUGGCCGUACACACACAUCGUCAGUGAGCAAGCAUACUGGAUUGCACUCUAACCCUCCUAGCGACACACCAAAGAGGCUCGCUUCUUCGAAAGGUUCCCUUCGCCCUUCGACGAGCAGUAGUCGAGCUCGGUCUAAUACCCCACAAGCACGAGAUGCAAGAACUGAUCGAGAUUCACUUGGAGAUUUCUCCGAUUUCAUACGAUCCACAGGUCCUGCAAUUCUUUACAAGAAAGAAGAUAUUCACUCCCGAUCAUCUUCAAGCGCCGCCAGUGAGAUUCCUCGAUCUUUAACUGGCGGUAAUGUCCACAAAGGAACCAAUGGAACUCCAAGAAACGUCAGCAGCUCAACCUCUCGUGUGGGCCCCACCGCCGCUCUUCCCACACGUGCAGCAUCAUCCGCGGGUCGAUCGGGAAGGCCAAAUAGAUUACAGGCUCGUGAUGCAACUGUAGGUAAAGACUCAAUUACCGAUCUCAUCGACUUUGUUAGGGCUGGUCCUGAUGAGGUAGGUGGUCAUCGUAUACCACGAACUGUUGCUCCAUUCAGAUCGACUAUGGAUUCCGAUCAAAUGUCUAGUUUUGCCAGUGGUGGUAAAGCUAUAGAUGCAUCUCUACCUGAUGCUAGAUACAGCCAAGCCUCUACUCAGCCGUCCACAAAUCAUUCAUCGGUUACUUCGCAGACCGGACUCUUGAAUAGCUCCACCAGGACCAACAAGCCUAUGCCUGCACAAAGUGGUACGAAUUUUGAUGAUGAUGAAGAUAUGAUGCCGAAACGAAAGACACGAAGAGUUAGGGAUCCGUAUGCCAUUGAUUUCAGUGAUGAAGAGGGUGAUGAAUUUGAGCUUUCCUCCAGACCAGCACCCAUAAAAGAAGAGUCCUUGGCCGACUUCCUUCGAAACGCACCUCCACCACCUUCGCCCAAGAUGACCUCUGCUUUCGCCGAAGCGCCCAGGCCGCCUAAGAAGAAGGCAAGCUUUUCUUCACGUUUCACUCGAAGUGGCUCAACUUCUCAAGUUCAGCCGCCCAAAACAUCGCAUUCUACGACAUCCCGCACAACCCUCCCCAGACACACACCUCUUGCUCCAAUCAAUCCUCAGUUUAAUGCUCCUUCCGCUGUUGGUAGUAGCUAUUCUCAGCAACCCGAAUUUCCAAGGACAACCUCAAGCUCGACUGUUGUUCGCAAGCCUUAUGAGUCUCGCGAGCCGGUUCCCGUGAAAUACAAAUCACAGACAAGUGAUCUUGCGGACUUUCUACGAAACUCGGAACCGCCCCCAUCAAUCGUACCCAAACCUUUCGUUCACGCAAAGGAGGAGACUUCAUUCGCAAGUCGUAUUUUCGGGAGGCGGAAGAAGACCACGGCUGGGUUUUGA
Messenger RNA from Sclerotinia borealis F-4128, 4116 nucleotides. The record is from the annotation of a GenBank genome assembly. NCBI's taxonomy places the organism in Eukaryota, Fungi, Ascomycota, Leotiomycetes, Helotiales, Sclerotiniaceae.